ACUACACUUUCUAAAAUUAAAGUUAGCUAACUCGAUCAUAUCCUUUUAGUUAGUUUGUAUAUCUUGAUUGAACACGAUGAAGUUUAAGGCUUAUGUUUUUGUAGGACUGCUUGCUUUCGCAGUCCUCGUCUGUUUGCCCGCUCGAGCUCAUACCAAUUCGGCUAAUCAAAUACACAAGCGGGAUGAAACUGAAGAUAUUAACAGUGAGGCCACAUCGGAAAAAGAGAGUAUAGUGGAUGGGCAGAUCAUCAAUGAUAAUGUACAAGGGGGUGGAGGAUACGGAGGAGGAGGACAAGUAGGUAGUGGUGGGAAAGGUGGAAGCGGAGGGGGACAAGGAGGCGGAGGACAAGGUGGUACUGGAGGAGGGCAAAGUGGUUAUGGAGGUGGUGGAGGCAGUCAAGGAGGAGGAGGGAGUGGAGGUGGUGGACAAGGCGGAAGUGGAAGCGGAGGAGGGCAAGGUGGUCAUGGGGGAGGGAAGGGUAGUUCGGGAGGAAGCAAAGGAGGUGGUGGUGGUCAAGGCGGAAGUGGGGGCGGACAAGGUGGUCAUGGAGGAGGAAAAGGUGCCUCGGGAGGAAGCAAAGGAGGCGGCUCAGGGGGACAAGGAGGUAGCGGUGGUGGUCAUGGCGGAACCGGAGGAGGUAAAGGUGGCUCAGGAGGAAGCAAAGGUGGAUAUGGAGGUGGCGGCAAGGGUGGCUCUGGAGGACAUAGCGGUAGCAGUGGUGGUCAAGGUGGAAGUGGAGGAGGAAGUAAAGGAGGUGGUGGAGGCGGUGGCCAGGGAGGAUCAAGAGGAGGACAAGGAGGUAAAGGUGGUGGUCAAGGUGGAAGUGGAGGAGGAAGUAAAGGAGGUGGUGGAGGCGGUGGCCAGGGAGGAUCAGGAGGAGGACAAGGGGGUAAAGGUGGCGGUCAAGGAGGCACAGGCGGUGGUGGACAAGGUGGUUAUGGAGGAGGGGGAGGUAGUCAAGGAGGAAAAGGUGGCUCGGGGGGAGGCAAAGGUGGUCAUAGAGGUAGCAGUGGUGGAAGCCAAGGUAGCAAGGGUGGUUAUGGAGGAGGUGGAAGAGGUGGCUCUAAAGGUGGACACGGUGGUAAGGGUGGUGGAGGUGGUGGCUAUGGUGGAGGAUACCAUGAAAUAUCAAAUGUCCAAGGGACAAACACCAUGGAAUCCCCAAAUCUGAAUAGUGGACAUGGUGGCUAUGGUGGUGGAGGUUAUGGUAGCGGCCAUGGUCCUGGUGGCGGAUAUGGAGGCAGCGGCGGCCAUGGAUAUGGCGGCGGCGGCCAUGGUCCUGGUGGCGGAUAUGGUGGUGGCCGAGGAGGCUACGGUGGAGGUUGUAGGUAUGGCGGGUGUUGAGGUUGUUGGUAUGGGGGCCGCAUCUGUGGUACACAUGAGGCCCAAGGCGUGGCAAGUGAAGUGCAGUCCGGCAACAAGGAAUCUGGUAGUCUGUACCUUGCAUGUUAAUCCGUACAUGUAGUACUUUAUAGAAUCCAACAAUGAAGUAGCUAGUACCACGUAUAACAUUAGCCUAAGUUAAGAAAAUGUGGAUUGGAUGAAUACCCACCACUACACCAGAGUAUGAUAAAUAAGUGUGAAUUUAACAGAUACACUAUAAUCAUAAUAUAAUUCCCUAAAGGCGUUCUACUG
This is a messenger RNA of Spinacia oleracea (spinach), 1636 nucleotides long. RefSeq names its product glycine-rich cell wall structural protein. Lineage: Eukaryota; Viridiplantae; Streptophyta; Magnoliopsida; Caryophyllales; Amaranthaceae. Bases 77 to 1345 code for a protein of 422 amino acids. The record is from RefSeq and is a predicted model, not a curated record. The transcript has 4 exons.